Fomitiporia mediterranea MF3/22 is the source of this 740-nucleotide messenger RNA. RefSeq lists its product as uncharacterized. Lineage: Eukaryota; Fungi; Basidiomycota; Agaricomycetes; Hymenochaetales; Hymenochaetaceae. Bases 43 to 621 code for a protein of 192 amino acids. The transcript is spliced from 5 exons. The record is from RefSeq and is a predicted model, not a curated record. Gene Ontology annotation, molecular function: fatty acyl-CoA hydrolase activity.
AUGAUCCUUUCUGCCGCGUUUCUGCCUUGAAUUCUAUCCCCAAUGGCCCGCGACUCGAAGGAAACUGCUGCCCCGCAGCCGCCCAUGUACGAAUCGCAUGAGGAACGGUACAAAGAAAUUGCGGGAAAUGCGUCGGACCACGUUAAACAGGCACUCGCCAUCGGCCUGAACGUCUUCAUGGGCGGCGGCCGCGGAUUUGCGGAUGCUAUUGGCGGACGCCUCAGAAUUGUGAGCGCGGAUGUAUUCAGGAAGGCAGACGAACCAGAAAAACUGGAGGGCAAAGUCGUGUGUGAGAUUGACGUGGAACAAGAUAUGGUAAAUGGAGGCGGAAACGUACACGGAGGGUGUUCUGCAUAUCUUAUCGAUUUAUGUUCUACACUUCCCAUCAUAGCGCUUUCUCAGUCGACAGAACGAGGAGGGAAUGGUGGUGUUUCACAGGUCAUAGACGUGGUAUACCAUUCACCCGCAAGAAUCGGCGAUCGUCUACGCAUAGUCAGUACAACGAUGUCGCUCGGAACACGGGCCAUGUCUGCACGGUGCGAGAUCUGGAACAAGACUCACCAUCGCCUGGUCGCGACCGGAGUGCAUAUCAAGAUGGAUCCUUCUCCGGCAAAACUGUGAGAGCUACGACAUGAGCAAGACUUCUAUUGCCUUUUGCUUCCCUAGAUUUGUUUGCAGAGUAUUUUAGACAGAGUUUGCUCCGUAUCUUUCUGGAUUUAAUGAUUUUCAGUUGCCUGUUC